This is a messenger RNA of Staurois parvus, 1185 nucleotides long. NCBI's taxonomy places the organism in Eukaryota, Metazoa, Chordata, Amphibia, Anura, Ranidae. The record is from the annotation of a GenBank genome assembly.
AUGGCUGUGAUAUCUGUGGGAAUACUACGAGGAUGUCUGUCCUUCCAUAGAUCGGUGUACAGACCCUGCACUUAUGUGUACAGCACCUGGCCUGGCUGCGUUCACACAAACCACAAGAAGACUAUACUGGAUCCAAGAUGGCCUCACCCACACCGUUUAUACACCCCCCUCCUAAAUACCUGCAGUCCUUCCAGGUCUCAGAGCUCACCUCUGAAAACAGGCAACUGUGCUGCUACAAGGCAUCACUUUUCUGCCGCUGCUCUGGUUCAGUCCAUGCCAGAAAAUGUCCAGCCCUACCUUCGACUUAUGAGACUGGAUAAACCUAUAGGAACUUGGUUGCUGUACUUGCCCUGUACCUGGAGCAUUGCCCUGGCAGCAGACCCAGGUAGCCUGCCUGACCUUUCUAUGCUGGCCUUGUUUGGCACAGGAGCGAUAUUGAUGCGUGGUGCUGGGUGCACUAUUAAUGACAUGUGGGACAAAGAUUUUGACAGAAAGGUGGAGAGAACAGCCAGUCGUCCCAUUGCAGCGGGUGACAUCUCCCGCUUCCAGUCCUUGGUUUUCCUGGGCGGUCAGCUCAGCAUGGCUUUGUGUGUACUUUUGUGCCUAAAUAACUAUAGCAUCGCUCUAGGAGCUUCUUCCUUGUUGCUGGUAGUUACCUAUCCACUAAUGAAGAGGAUCACCUACUGGCCGCAGUUUGUAUUAGGGCUGGCAUUUAACUGGGGAGCCUUGUUAGGCUGGUCUGCUAUUAAAGGGUCAUGUGACUGGUCGGUGUGUCUUCCCUUGUAUGUCUCUGGAAUUAUGUGGACGCUGGUUUAUGAUACCAUCUAUGCACACCAGGAUAAAAAAGAUGAUGUGGUUGUUGGGGUAAAAUCAACAGCAUUGCGAUUCAAUGAACAGACAAAGCUGUGGCUAAGCGGAUUUAGUGCGGCAAUGCUUGCAGGACUUACACUGACAGGACUAAACUGUGACCAGACACUUCCCUAUUAUGCCGCUGUUGCACUCAUUGGGGGACAUCUUGCUCAUCAGAUUUAUUCUUUAGACAUAAACAACGUAGAGGACUGCUGGAAAAAGUUUAGUGCCAAUCGCAAUGUGGGGUUUUUACUUUUCUUUGGCAUUGUGUUUGGAAACUUGUGGAAGAGAAAAGACACCAGUGAAAUCAAAGAUGUAUCCAAUCACAGCUCUUGA